UGAUUUUAUACAUGUGAUCACUCCCUAGUGGUAUGAUCACCUACGUCAAUGUAUGUAUGCAUCAAUAAGCUGAGGUUACCUUAUAAGGCAACCUAGUACAGUAGCUUCUCUGAAUUUCUUAGAAUUGUCCUCUGUCACACAAGAUCAAAAUGUCAACCAGACGGUUACUUUUUUAUCUAGUUUCGGUGACCAACCUGCAAACCCACUCUGACAACAGCCAGGGCUUAACCACACAGACUAAUAUAGAUAGCUUGUGCAAUGUAUUGUGGGAGAGUUUUUAGACACAUAGCAACAGUAUAUUAUUAUAAGGCCUGCAGCAAAACAUAUGAAUCUUAAGGUCCCCUUAAUAAUGGGGAGGGUCUUUGGGACCCACCCCCUACAACGUCCUCAUUGAUGACAAGCGCGCUCUCGGUUGACAUGACAUCCUCCUUCAAGCGGGUGAAGAACUUGUUUAAUAAUUGACUGUAGAGAGGCACACCGUCAUCUGGGCAGGGAUAAAUACGUUGCCUCACUUUGAAGGGGGCAUUUGCCAUAUUCUUAAAGCUCAUCCAGGCAGUCUCCCUGUGACAUUAUCUGUUGCACCUUGUCCUGUACUGGAGAGACUCCCUGUGACAUUAUCUGUUGCACCUUGUCCUUGUACUGGAGAGACUCCCUGUGACAUUAUCUGUUGCACCUUAUCCUUUUACUGGAGUCUCCCUGUAACAUUAUCUGUUGCACCUUAUACUUGUAAAGGCAUCUCACCUUUUUUAUCAAUUUUUUCACCUCUGUACCUUUUCUCUUGUGUGGAUUUCCUGAGGCAAACACUUGAUUCUUCUUGUUAAUAAGCACCAACAAUUAGUUCACUGCUCAAUGCAAAUGCACAAAGACUGAUCUCUGUCUAAACUUCAAAUUCCAAAGUGUCAAGUCAACAUAAGUCUGCACAAGCACUUCAAUUCCACCACUCAAAUGACAGCCCAGUCUUCAAAGACAGUGCUGUCCCUGGACUCUGAGGCGGUGUUCUCACUCAAAGAUGGCAUCAACUUUAAGAAGAGCCCAGAUGAUGGCAAGUGCUACAUCAUAUACAAAGAAAAUGGAGAGCUGAAGGCCUGCAAGAACCAAUGCAAACACCAAGGAGGCCUGUUCAUCAAAGACAUAGAGGACUUAGAUGGAAGGACGGUCCAAUGUACAAAACACUACUGGAAGCUGAACGUCUCAACUAUGCAGUAUGUGAACCCUCCUGACAGCUUCACACAGGAUGAGCUGGACGUCGUGAUGACAGACGAGGGUGGUCUUCAGCUCGUGGAGGUGAUCGUCUGGGACCCCUGGUUGGCAGACCCCCAGGAUCCACAGGAACUGCAGGAGGGAGAGGUGACUGUGACCUACCUUACCCAUGCAUGUAUGGAGCUCCAGCUAGGGGGGAAGAAGAUGAUAUUCGACCCCUGGCUGACGGGUCCGGCCUUCGCCAGGGGCUGGUGGCUGCUCCAUGAGCCACCUGCUGACUCCAUGGAGAGGCUGUGCAUGGCCGACCUCAUCUACAUCAGCCACAUGCACUCCGACCACCUCAGCUACCCAACCUUAAAAUCCCUCUCUGCGACGAGACCCGAUGUUCCAAUUUAUGUUGGCGACACAUCAAGGCCAGUGUUCUGGAUGCUGGAGAAAAGGCAGGUGCAGCUGACAAAUAUCAACGUCGUUCCCUUUGGCAUUUGGCAAAACAUUGAUGAGCACCUCAGAUUCAUGAUUCUGAAGGAUGAAGUGCACCCUGAAUUGGACACCUGUAUCAUUGUUGAAUAUAAAGGUCAUAUGAUCCUCAACACGGUGGACUGCACCAGGCCAAACUACGGCCGACUGCCCCACAAUGUAGACCUGAUGAUGAGCGACUUUGCUGGAGGGGCGUCUGGCUUCCCCAUGACCUUCAGUGGAGGAAAAUACACAGAGAGCUGGAAAGCCGAUUUCAUCAAGAAUGAAAGGAAGAAGCUCAUGAACUACAAGGCCCAGCUGGUAAAAUCCUUGCAGCCCAAGAUCUACUGCCCGUUUGCCGGUUACUUUGUCGAAGCACAUCCCUCAGACAGGUACAUUAAGGAAACUAACACGAAAAACAAAGCGGAGGAGCUCAAUGCCCUGAUCAAGAAGAGCGCUCCAGGCAUAACAACAUGGACACCCAAGCCAGGCGCUGUGCUCGAUCUGGCCCUGGCUCUGAUGAGCCCCAGCCGGAAAGCCAUCACCGACCCUCCAUCCGGGACAAACAUCUAUAAGGACAGUUGGGACUUUGAUUUGUACGUGGAUGAACUGAACAGGGCCAUCACCGCUGAGAUAUUUAAACAUAAAAGCUGGAUCCAAUUUUAUUACAUCUGGGCAGGGUUUAAAAACUACAAUCUAGUUGUCCGGGUCAUAGAGACAGAUGAGGACUUCAUUCCGAUAGACAAUGGCUACAACUAUCUGGUGGACUUCAUGGAUCUGUCCUUCCCUACUCAGAGGCCCACUAGAGAGCACCCUUAUGAGGAGAUCAAAAACAGGAUCGGUGUCAUGAGACACGUGGUGAAGAAUGGCCUUCUUUGGGACGACCUGUACAUCGGCUUCCAGAACCGUCUGAGCAGAGAGCCAGACGUCUACCACCACCGGUUCUGGAACCACUUCCAGACAGAGUUGCCAGUCGCUGGGCCGGACUGGGACUUGUUCCUGCAGCAGGUGUCAUCAUACCAGAGGUCUGCUGAACCCCAGGGAAUCCAAACAGAAAGUGUCUCUGCUUCUACAUUGUCUUAGAAAAAAGCAGACUGUACUGUCUCAUGAGAACCAAGCUUUGUGCCUGCAUCUAUUAAUGAAUAGUAAUGAAUAAGAAGAGCUGCUCUCCCUGUCACUGUAGGCACCACCAACCUCCCUGUGCUACUGAAAAAGGGACGUGGCUGACAAGAUUUAAUUUCUGAAUUGGUUCAUUUAGGGUUCAUUUUCAAAUUGUUUUUUUCAUGUAAUGGUGAAAUCUGUUAGCAUUAGCGUCUAUUGUUGCUUGGCAGGUCUGUAUGUAGGGGACUAGUAACAAAAAGUAGGAAAAUAUAUGCACUCACUACUAUGUCGUUCUGGAUAAGAGCGUCUGCUAAAUUACUAACAUGUAGAAUAUGAAUAAACUUUAUCAUUGAU
Oncorhynchus kisutch (coho salmon) is the source of this 3111-nucleotide messenger RNA. Its product is annotated as cytidine monophosphate-N-acetylneuraminic acid hydroxylase. Gene Ontology annotation, molecular function: CMP-N-acetylneuraminate monooxygenase activity; 2 iron, 2 sulfur cluster binding. Bases 946 to 2739 code for a protein of 597 amino acids. Gene Ontology annotation, biological process: CMP-N-acetylneuraminate metabolic process. The record is from RefSeq and is a predicted model, not a curated record. The transcript is spliced from 15 exons. Gene Ontology annotation, cellular component: cytoplasm. NCBI's taxonomy places the organism in Eukaryota, Metazoa, Chordata, Actinopteri, Salmoniformes, Salmonidae.